AUGGAAUCGGUCGAUUCUAGCGAACUGCGGGGACAUAUCCGCGUCGAGAUUCACCAGCUACGCCUUCAAGCUGAUGUGAUUGGGAUGAAAGAGAAGAAGACGGAGGAGGAAUUGCAGCUUGUGCAGGCGUUGCAAGAAGACUAUUAUUACCAGAAACUACUGCCACUGGUGAUUUGCGAUUCUGCACGAGAGGUUUAUCUGUGUCAAGGGAAGAAAGUACUUCAGAAUGGAGUCACGACAGAUGUGUUGGAGGUAAGGAAGGGAUUUGGGUGUUGUGUAGUGUUGCUCUGAAACCUUGCUGCAUGAAGCGAAAGCCAGCAAAUGUCUGGAUUUUGGGUCGGACUUUGCGAAACAGCUUGGCUUUAACUACUUUUGGUGAGUGGAGCGAGUUUUCUUCGUGUUUCUUUUUGUACGAGAAUUGUAAUUUGUUUAGUUUACGAUU
Messenger RNA from Blastocystis hominis, 442 nucleotides. RefSeq lists its product as hypothetical. Bases 1 to 291 code for a protein of 96 amino acids. NCBI's taxonomy places the organism in Eukaryota, Bigyra, Opalinata, Blastocystidae. The transcript has a single exon. The record is from RefSeq and is a predicted model, not a curated record.